CAUGUAAACCUGAAGAUACUGUACACUGACAAUAAUUCAUUGACAUUCUCUUCAAACUUCAACUCCUCAAUAUCCCAGAUUUUCUCUUUUUCUGCUUUAGUUCAAUGGGUACAUUUUGUUUCUGUUCAUCAAUGACUUCAAAGUUCAAUGUUCCCCAAGUUCUUCCACCUUCAGACCCAAAAUUUGUUGUUAAUGGUGGGUCUACGCUCUCUGGCCAUGUCACUGUUAGUGGCUCCAAGAACUCAGCUUUACCUAUUCUUGCAGCAACCCUUUGCUGUUCUGGAUCUUCCAACCUUAAAAAUGUACCAUGUUUAUCUGAUACUAGAACAAUGACUUCAAUCUUGGAGUCUUUGGGUGCUCAAGUUAUGAGUUUUGGUGGAGACAUGGUGGUUAAUACAGAUGGAAUUGUGUCUGUAGAGCCUGAUUUGAGUGAUGUUGGAAAACUUAGAGGAGGGUUUUUCGUAAUAGGGCCAUUACUGGCUCGAUUUGGUGAAGCUAGUGUUGGGUUUCCUGGUGGGUGUGACAUUGGGGCCCGACCGGUUGAUCUUUACAUUCAUGGUCUACGUGCUCUUGGUGCUACAGUUGAGUUGAGGGAUGGAAAAGUGAAAGCACAUGUAUCAAAUGGUAAAGGUUUGACUGGUGCAAGCUUCCGACUUGGCUACCCCAGUGUAGGAGCUACAGAAACUCUUAUGAUGGCGGCGUGUAUGGCUGAGGGAAAGACUGUAAUCUCAAAUGCAGCUCAAGAACCAGAGAUUAUUGACCUUGCUGGCUUCCUAACAAAUUGCGGGGCAGUCGUGGAAGGAGCAGGAACAGACACACUCUAUAUUACUGGAAGGAGAAAGUUGUAUGGUUCCGAGUAUAGCAUAAUGCCAGACAGGAUCGAAGUCGGCACCUAUAUGUUGGCUGCUGCAAUUACUCGAUCAUGUAUCUCAAUUUCACCUGUGCCCCACAGCAAUUUAACUUGUUUAGUAGACAAGCUUUCAGGGGCUGGUUGCAAAAUAUUACAGCUUAGUGAUGACACUUUGGAGCUUUCAGCAGUACCUCGGACGAUUGGAGAUGAUUUGCGGGGGUUCAAUAUCAAAACAAAUCCAUUUCCAGGAUUUCCGACAGAUCUCCAGCAGCUGACAAUGGCAUUGCUAUCAACAUGCAAGGGUGUCAGCAUCAUUGAGGAAUCUGUCUUUGAAAAUCGUAUGAGCCAUGUAACUGAGCUGCAGAAAUUUGGAGCUAAGAUUCAGGUCUGUGGAAACAGAGCAACUGUUUAUGGGAAGGGAAAGGCAAGUCCACUCCGCGGUUCUCAGGUCAACACAACUGAUUUGCGUGGGGGAAUGUCAUUGGUUUUGGCGGGUUUGGCUGCUGAAGGAAUUACUGAAAUCAGUGGAAUCUCCCAUAUUGAUAGGGGUUAUGAAAGCUUGGAAAUGAAACUUCACGGUCUCGGUGCCAACGUCAUAAGGACAACAACAUUCCCCGUGUAAUCCCACCAGGUGGGGUCUGGAAAGGAUAGUGUGUAUAACUUCUGGGUUUACUCAUAUAGGACUUACAAGUAAACACGUGCUCCAAAAAAUCAAAGAGCACGCUUGAAGAAUAGCUGGGAAUGUUGAAACUGUGAGAUUAUUCAUCGCAAUAGCAAGGUACUGCAACAGUGGCCAAAUUUUGCAGCUUUAGACAAGGCUCAUUUGUCGAUUUCUGUAAUUAGCUUAAUUGUCACUAUACAUACUAAUUCAUAACUGCUUUGAUUUGCCCAAACUGAUUUGUAUAUGCUACAAAGGAUACAUGUGUUUAAUUA
Solanum verrucosum is the source of this 1783-nucleotide messenger RNA. RefSeq lists its product as uncharacterized. Gene Ontology annotation, molecular function: UDP-N-acetylglucosamine 1-carboxyvinyltransferase activity. The record is from RefSeq and is a predicted model, not a curated record. Gene Ontology annotation, biological process: UDP-N-acetylgalactosamine biosynthetic process. The coding region runs from base 105 to 1472 and encodes 455 amino acids. NCBI's taxonomy places the organism in Eukaryota, Viridiplantae, Streptophyta, Magnoliopsida, Solanales, Solanaceae. The transcript is spliced from 6 exons.